Messenger RNA from Lycium ferocissimum, 1671 nucleotides. RefSeq lists its product as uncharacterized. The coding region runs from base 1 to 1671 and encodes 556 amino acids. The transcript has 5 exons. Lineage: Eukaryota; Viridiplantae; Streptophyta; Magnoliopsida; Solanales; Solanaceae. Gene Ontology annotation, molecular function: RNA-DNA hybrid ribonuclease activity; nucleic acid binding. The record is from RefSeq and is a predicted model, not a curated record.
AUGAAAAAUGCUAUUGGAAAUCAGGACAUCUGUAUCUCUGCUAUCUAUGCUAAAUGUACUACAGCUGAAAGAAGAGAUCUCUGGGAAAGUCUUGAAGAAGACAACCUGAAGUUACCGAUAUUGGGUUCACUAGUUCUCACCUCACCUGGUGCCAUAAUAGAAGCCCUAGAAAGAGAAUUUGGAAGAGAUUGGAUAGAGUUUGUAUCAAGAUCUAUGGGAUCAAGAAUUCAAGAACUGCUCCUUCAGCGUUCUUCAAUCGCUUCCUAUUUAUCCUCUCUGCUUCCCAAAGGUACUCUUAAGUUAAUUGAGAAGCACCUUGCUAAUUUCUUUUGGGGAAGUAGCCAGGAUCAUAAAAACUAUCAUUGGAGCUCUUGGGUUAAUCAUAGUGUUCCAUGUGAUGAAGAGGGAAUAGGAACCAAAAAUAUGAUUGAUUUCAGUAAUACUCUAGCAAUGAAAAGAUGGCGGAGGUUUAGAACCUCCAAUUCUCUUUGGGCCAACAUUGUUAGAAACAAAUACUGCAUUAGAUCCCAUGUUGUUGGCAAAAAGUGGGCUUUAGGUGAUUCUCAUGCCUGGAAGCCUAUGCUCCAGGUGAGUGAGGAAGCAGAAAAACAUAUGCUCUGGCAGGUCAAUUUUGGCACUAGUUUCUUCUGGUGGGACAAUUGGACUUAUAAGGGCCCUCUAGCACAUCAAGCUCCAGAAUUAGCUAAGAGUUCUAAACUCUUAGUUAAGCAAUUCAUCAAGCAGGGCAGAGGGGAUUUGGACAAACUGAGAAGGACUUUGCCUAAUCAUCUUUGUGAGAUUAUUCGCAAAAUAGAAAUUGGCAACCCUGAGAAAGAGGAUCAAGUGUCCUGGGAUCUAACUGAGAAUGGCAAUUACUCCAAUAAAACAGCCUGGAACCUGGUAAGAUCCAUUACAGCUAAACAACCACUCAUCAACAAGACUUUGAACCAUGUGUUCAGUCAAGGAGCAGCUGCUAGUAACAUUUGGAAUCAAUUUGGAGCCCCUCUAGGGAUUAAACACUCUCAUCUGCCCAUUAGACAUGUUAUUAAUUCCUGGUGGCUACUCACUUUCCCAUGGAAAGAUUUUUGCCACAACUUGGUGAAGCUUCAACCAGUCUCAAGGAUUUUGGUGGUCUGUUGGAACAAACCAGAAUCAGGCUAUCUCAAGCUUAACACGGAUGGAAGUUUCAACAAAAGUAAUGGCAAAGCAGGACUAGGAGGAGCACUCAGAGAUGAGAAUGGACAGCUGGUCAAGGCUUCCUCCAUACCAAUUCAGUGUACAAAUCACAACAUUGCAGAAGCUAGAGCAGCCUUGUAUGGAGUUAACUGGUCCAUUCAAAAUGGGCAUACUAAUCUCGUUAUUGAAUUGGAUUCAAUGGUGAUCACGGAGAUGCUCAAGGACAAGAAGGCAGGCAACUUCAGACUCAACAGGAUAAUUGAGGAGACAUCAGAUAAGCUCAAACAUGCUACUGUCAAGUUCACACAUUGCUAUAGGGAAGCUAAUCAACUUGCAGAUUGGCUGGCUAAAAUGGCAAUGAACUCUCACGACAACAACAUCUACUUAUCAGAUCAAGAACACUCCAAUGGUGCAAAAGGAUCCUUCCUCUUAGAUAAGAGACAAGUGCCUUCCAUGAGAUCAAAAUUUGACAAGGCAAAUUUUUUUGUUAGUUAG